AUGGCGCUGGUCACGACGCCCCCAUGCUGUUUCGAGAAGGUUUUUGAGAGCUGCUUCCCCCGCAUGCCUGAAGAAGAGUUCUUGAAGCGAGAACCCAGCCUUCUUCAAAAGCUCGCGCGGGCACUUGGAGUGUACAAGUACCAGGCUCACACCAUCAUGGACGCGCCCUGGACCGGUUCUAUGGCAGACACGAUGGUCCGGACGCCCAAGGACCACGGCAUGAGUUUCGAGGACGUCCGCUUCCCUGCCAGCGAUGGCUGCCAGAUUGCUGCCUGGUACAUCCCGGCCCAAGACCCCUCCUCCAAGAAGCUCGCCAUCGUGGGACACCAGUCUUGGGCGUGCGCCAACAAGUCCGGCUGCGUGACCCAUCGGCGGCAUGGCCUUGUGACCGUUGAGGCGAUCGACUACGUGAAGCUUCACAGAGUCUUGUUCGAUGCUGGGUACCAUGUCGUGGCCUAUGACCUGCGCAACCACGGUGAGUCCGAGAAGCGUCUUCCAUCCGGUUUCGGGGAGAUUGAGUACAUGGACGCCCUGGGAGUGAUGACCUGGGUGAACAGUCAUGCAGUCCUGAAGACAUGCAAGGUCGCGCUGCUGCCCUUCUGCGUUUCUGGCAUCGCCUUCUUGAAGGCCAACUCCCUUGCCCCGGACAAGUUCAAGAAUGUGUUCGCGUGGGUCACCACGAACAUUUUGCACAUCCCCACUGCAGUUGGUAACCGGCCCUACUUGAUGGGCCUGGGGAGUGCCAAGCUUGCCAACGAGGCCUUCCAGGAAAAGCAGGCGCAGUACGUCAAGGACGGGUUGCUCAAGAACCCGGACGUGCAUGUUACGAUGGAGCGCAUCUCUGCAAAGAAGUAUGCGCCUGACGUAAAGGUUCCCGUGCUCUACUGCGACGCGAAGCAUGACCUUCUGGAUUACCAUGAGCAGGCGUGCCCCGACAUGUUCGCAGAGUUCGGCAAGAGCUUGCCUGACAGCCUUAAGGGCCGCAACGAGUUCCAUUUCCUUGACCCAGGGGAGCCCCUUCCCUUCAAGACGCGCGGGCGGAACCGGAGUGAAGGCUACAACUUCUACCAGUCGGAGAACGGUCGGAAGGUGUUGCUGGACUUCCUGUCCAAGCAUUGUCCAUAG
Molecule: messenger RNA, 1125 nt
Organism: Symbiodinium natans
Lineage: Eukaryota; Dinophyceae; Suessiales; Symbiodiniaceae
Source: the annotation of a GenBank genome assembly